Molecule: messenger RNA, 3738 nt
Organism: Dermatophagoides pteronyssinus (European house dust mite)
Lineage: Eukaryota; Metazoa; Arthropoda; Arachnida; Sarcoptiformes; Pyroglyphidae
Molecular function (GO): protein binding; RNA binding
Source: RefSeq, a predicted model, not a curated record
CCACCACAACCACCAACCAUAUAUAAAUGCGCGUCAAGCUUAUCGAAAGAAUUUGACGACUCAUCCAUUUAUUUCAUCAUCGAUUUGGUUUGGGUGGUUUUUUCUGGAAACGAGAAACUUGAUUUCUUUUUUUCUUUUUCUUCAUUUGGAUUUUUUUUUGUUGGGAUUUUCGAAAUUCUUGAUCAUUUAAUUUGGCAUCCAGCCUCGAAAACAAUAUGGAUCGUAAACAUUCAUUAUCAAGUUCUUCGUCGAUUAGUUUUCGUUCUAAUUAUAAUCGAAAAAAAACUAAAAAAGAUGAUGAAGAUGAUGAAAAACGUGGCCAUUAUAAUGAUGAUAAUAAUCGAAAUUAUGGUGGUAAUAGACGAAAUUAUGAUAAUCGUUAUGUACCAUCAUUUACUGAAUCUGAACGUUUAAAUGAACAUGAUGAUUAUCAUCAUCAUCAUCGUCAACAACAACAUAAUCGUUAUUCAUCUGGUAGAUCAUCAAACAGAGAUUAUAAUAGAGGUGGUGAUGAUAAUUAUCAUCAUCAUCAUCAUCAACAUCAUCAUCAUUCGGAUAAUCGGCCACGAAGAGAUUUUAAUGAUGAUCAUGGUCAUCGUCAUCAUUCGGAUUCUAUGGAUCGAUCGCGACGUGAUUUCAAAGAUGAUGACCACCAACAUCGUCAUCGUCAUCAUCAUCAGGAUUCAACAAAUCGACCGAAAAGAAAUGAUGAUAAUGAUGAACUGCGUCAACAAAAUCGUUCAACAAUAAUACGUAAUGUUUCGGAUCGACAACAACAACAAUCAUCAACCGAAAUGACAUCAUUAAAUUCUUCAUUUAGUACAUUAUUGGGACAAAAUUCUCGCGAAGGAGGAGGUAAAAAACCAUAUCAUCAUUCAUCAUUACCGGAAUUUCCCGUAUCAAAAAAUUAUGAAAUUGCUGUUGCCAAACAACCACCAGUUGAACAACAAGGUGAAUCAAAAAAAUUGACCGGUAAUUAUUUUAAAUUAUCCACUCGAAAGAUACUUGUAUAUCAUUAUGAUGUACAAUUUAGUCAAUAUUCAAAAGAUUCGAAAGAAAAAAAAUCUUCGAUUGAAAUCACGAAAAGUGAAAAUGAAAAAUUGGAAAAUUUGGUCAAAGAUAAAGUAGGAGCGAGUGGUUCGGGUGAUCAAAAUAUUGAUUCAACAACCGCAGAACCAAAAAUUGAUGAUCGUGAAAAAAUAUUUUUAAAACGUAAUUCAUAUCGUAUUAUUGAACAAUUUGUUAAAGAAAAUUCCAAACAUUUCAAUCUACCAUAUGUUUAUGAUGGUUGGGCAAAUUUAUAUAUUUGUCAUCAAUUGAAAAUUGAAGAUUUUAUCAAUGAUAUUGAUUAUGUUGCUGGUUGUGGUGGUGAUAGGGAUGGUGGUGGUGGUGGUGGUUGUACUAGAAAAGUUUCACAAAAAAUGACAAAAGUACAAUUAAAUCUGGUGGAUAAAAUUAAUCUUGGUAUGGUUGAUGAUUAUUUUCAACGAAAAUCAACAAAAUUACCAACAAAAAUUAUCAAUAUUUAUAAUCUGGUAUUUCAUAACAUACUACAAGAUCAUUUUGUUCAUAAUCAUUCACGUUAUUUUAAUAUGGAUAAUAUUAUUGAUGAUAAACAAUAUCCAUAUUUGGAAUUUGUAUUUGGUUUUGAAUUAUCCGUACGAAUGUCACAGAUUGGUUUAUCAUUGGUAAUAAAUCCACGUGUUGGUUGUUUAUUAACAAGAAAAAAACGAAAAUUAAUCGAUAUAAUCAAAUUAAUGCAAACAGAAUUUCCGAAAAAAAUUGAUUUCAAUUCAAUUAAUAGCCUAUUGAAAAAUAUAACCAUAUAUACUGAACAUGGUGAACGUAAACGUUAUUAUAAUUUUCAUUCAUUAUUACCAAAUGGACCGGAAUCAAUAUUUUUUGAAGAUGGUUGUGGUGAAAAAUUAUCCGUAUUUGAAUAUUUUAGUCAACGUUAUCAUCUUCAUUUGGAUGUACAGAAUCCAUUAAUAUUGGCCAAAUCAAAAAAUGAUCGUAAUAAUAAUAAGAAAAAUUAUCUACCAUUAGAACUAUGUUAUUUGGGAAAAUUACAAUUUAUUAAUCCAAACAAAUCAUCAAACGAUAUACAAACAGCAGCAUUGAAAAAAUCUGAAUUUAAACCGGAAAAUUUUUUCCAUUGUAUACAAAAUUAUAUUGAUAGAUUGAUUGAAAUUGAUUCAAAUUUAUUGAAUGUAUUUGGUUUACAAAUUGAUAAUCAACCAGCACUGUUUAAUGGUUAUCAAUUAGAACAACCAGAAUUUAUAAAUUCAAAUCCAUUUCGUAUUACCGAAUCAGGUUCGAAUGAAAAUUGGGCAUUAAUAUCAUUUGAUAAACAUAUCAAUGAUCGUACAUUGGAACGAUUUUCAUAUCAAUUAGAAAUGGAAGCAAAUAAAAUGAAUAUACAAUUGGGUUAUAUGGAACAGAAAAAAAUAUUUGAUAUACAUUCGAUUGAAGAAAUAAGUCCAGUAUUUUCCGAACUAUAUCGUUUGAAUAUCCGGUUUUGUUUGGUUAUAAUACCUGAUCGAAAUUCACAUUUAGAUCCACAAAAAAUCUAUGGUGCUUGUUCAUCAGUUUGUACACAGGAUUUUAGUAUAACAUUACAAUGUUUAAAUGCAUCACGUGUACGUAAUCCACCACGUGGUUAUUUUACCAAUUUAUUAUUCGAAAUUAAUGGUAAACGUGGUGGACAGAAUCAAGUUAUAUCACCGAAUUUUCUACGACAAAAAUUACCAAAUAUAAAUUUUGAAAAAACAAUGGUUAUUGGUUUGGAUGUUAAUCAUCCAGGUUUUCGUGAAGUAGUACCGAUAUCGAUUGCAGCUGCUGCCGGUACAUAUGAUCCGCAGCUAACACAAUAUAUAAGUACAGCACGUAUACAAAAACUUGAUCGUACCGAAAUGAUACAUCAUUUGGAUGAAAUGAUUAAAGAAUUAUUAGCACAUUAUUAUCAUCAUAAUGAUAAACAAUUCCCAGAACAUUUAAUAAUAUUUCGUGAUGGUGUAUCCGAAGGACAAUUUGAUACUGUAACUAAAGAAGAAAUCCCUUUAAUACGUAAAGCAAUUGAUGAGAAAAUUACUCGAAAAACUGGUAAACAAGUAUCAUUAACAUUGAUUAUUGUACAAAAACGUCAUCAUACAAGAUUUGUAACAACCGAACCAUAUUCAAUAAAUCGUUCUGGUCGUAUGACAAGAAAUGUACCAAGCGGUACUAUUGUUGAUAAUACAAUUGUUGAACCAAAUUUUGAUAUAUUUUAUGUGAAUUCACAUUUUUCAAUUCUGGGUACAUCACGUCCAACAAAAUAUUUUGUUUCGGUUAACGAAUUGAAUUUAUCGAAUGCCGAACUACAACGUUUAUGUUUUUUUGUUUGUUUUAAUUGUGUACGACAUAAAACACCAAUGUCAAUACCGACACCAGUUAUGUAUGCUGAUUUAUGUGCUUAUAAAUCAAAAAUUCAUAUAAUGUAUCGAUUAUCUACUGAACGAACAUAUAAUGAUGAUGAUAUUUUGGAUAUUGAUUUUGAAUUUGAAGACCCGUUGGAUUCAUCCAAUCGUUCAGCUGAAUCAUUGGAAAAAGAACGUCGUCAAAUUCAACGUUUUCAACAAUGGGUUCGAAUACCGGAUAAUUCAAAAGAUUGUUUGUUUUUUGUUUGAAAAAAAAACUUUCUCAAAAGUUAUUUUCACAUUUUCAUUUCACUUUUUUUGGUUAAAAUAGAAUUUCUAAUUU